AUGGCUCUCCCCAGCUUGAUACGAGCCGCUCCUCGAUCGCGCUGUUUUAUCCCUCAUUUCGACACACGGCUCUUUUCAACAUUCGCGGCGUUGAACGUCAAGCAAAUGCCCGCACGGCCUACUAUUGAUGAAUCGGAGAUCACAGGUAGCUACCUGAAAGGAUCCGGUCCAGGUGGCCAAAAGAUCAACAAAACCUCCUCCGCCGUGCAACUCAUCCAUCUCCCCACCAACACCGUCGUCAAAUCCCAAGCCACCCGCUCCCGCUCCCAAAACCGUAAAAUCGCCCUCCAGAUCCUUGCCGAGAAGGUCGAACUACUACAGAAAGGCGGCCAGAGCCGCGCCGCAAUCGUAGCUCAGACGAAGCAGAAAAGAAAGGCGAGCAAGACGAAAAAGAGCAAGAGAAAGUACCGGGCGUUGGAGGAGGAAAAGAGAAGGCGGUCAGAGGACGCGGAGCAGGCUGGGGAAGAAGUGAGUGAGGGAAAGGAGUAG
Messenger RNA from Uncinocarpus reesii 1704, 489 nucleotides. RefSeq lists its product as uncharacterized. Lineage: Eukaryota; Fungi; Ascomycota; Eurotiomycetes; Onygenales; Onygenaceae. Gene Ontology annotation, cellular component: mitochondrion. The transcript has 2 exons. The record is from RefSeq and is a predicted model, not a curated record. Gene Ontology annotation, molecular function: translation release factor activity. Bases 1 to 489 code for a protein of 162 amino acids. Gene Ontology annotation, biological process: translational termination.